UACAGCGCGCCAAACAUGAUGCGCGCCGACGCCGCGGUGCCGCGAAUAUCCCAUAUAGGGCUGGUCGCCCGCAGCCCCGAGGGCCACGCCGCCAAGAAAAUGCAGAUCAAGGGACAUGAGGACCAGUGGGUUCACAUACAGGAACACACGUUCAAGAACUGGGUGAACGAGCACGUGUCGCCGUCGAACCGCGUGAACGACUUGGCCGAGGACUUGUGCGACGGGCGUGUGCUCUGCGAACUGGUGGAGAACUUGCAGAACAAGAAAAUACCCUCGUGGACCUACAGCCCCGCCAACCGACAUCAUAUGUUGGAGAACGUGUCCAAGGCCCUGACGGCCAUAGCCGACGACGGCGUCAAGCUGGUCAACAUUGGAAAUGAAGACAUAGUAAACGGUAACUUAAAACUCAUUUUGGGUUUGAUAUGGUCGUUAAUCGUUCGUUAUCAAAUUGGGCGUUCAAAGUUCCCGCCCAAAAAGCUCAUGCUAGCUUGGCUUAAGUCUGUGCUACCGGAAUGUAAUGUGACUAACUUCACUACAGACUGGAAUUCUGGAAUUUACUUAUCUUCGUUGUUAGACCAUUGCGAACCAGGACUAUUCCCUCAAUGGAGGAAUCUGAAUCCCAAAGACAGCGUGGACAACUGUCGUCGAGCUAUGGAACUAGCCCGGGAUCGUUUUAACAUACCAAUGGUCUUGGAACCCGAAUACCUGGCUUCGCCAUAUCUCGACGAACUGUCUGGUAUGACUUAUCUGUCAUACUUUAUGAAAGACAAAAGCCCGGGUACUCGGUCCACCUUAAACUGGGUAAACAGUCAGUUAAAAAAUCACACAGUAUCUAAUUUUACGACUGAUUGGAAAGACGGAGUAGUGUUAUGCGAAUUGAUGAAAUCUCUUGGCAUUCCGGUAAAGUACGAAACCCAAGACGACCCGGCCGUCUGGGAGUCCAAUUUGAAUUCGGGUAUGAACGCUGGAAGAAAGUUGGGCGUCGAACCGCUGCUAAAGGCCAAAGACGUGUCCAGUCUAAACGCUUCGCACUUGGGAAUGAUGUCGUACGUUUCCAAUUUCCAAUGGGUAAAACCGCGAACCAGACCAUCGCACACCGUACGCGCCCAUAGCGACACCCAUACGACCAGAGUGUACAAACCAACGAAUUUCAAAGUGUCAUUUCUCGAAUCCGAGGUAGACCCGAAGGACGUGACGGUGGAAAUCAUCGGACCGGAACUCAACGUCAUACCGUGCAAUUUGAAUUUAAAACACGACGGGGGCACAUGUACAUUCGUACCGCUCAUCAUAGGAAUAUACAAGGUGACCAUUUACAACGGCGAUGAGGUGGUGCAAGGGUGUCCGAUGUUUAUCAGGGCCAUGCCAGAGGUAUCGGAAAUCAAACACACCGGUAUGGAACCCUGCGCCGUCGGAUCUAUCGUCGAAGUUUUGAUCAACUGCAACGGCGCCAAAGCUCAAAAUAUCCAAGUAAUUGCCGAAAGCCCGGAUGGCAGACAGAUGGAGUGUCCGGUGACGGAAUCGGGAGACGCGUACAGGACUACGUUCCAGCCGGACGAACCCGGCGAAUGGACCAUAGCAAUCAAGCACCGGGGUCAGCUGAUCCAGGGUAGUCCGUACACGUGUUUCGUAUUCGAUCCCAACGGCAUAAAAUUGCUUGGAUUGGACAGGCCGGCCAUAGCAGGAAGCAUAGUGAACUGGACCCUGGACGCUAGGGGAACAGGCGGCUUAGGGAAAAUCGAAAUUGACAUUGUCCACGACAAACAGUCGCUUCCGCACACCAUCGAACACAUUGGUAACUCAAUUUACAACGUUUCUCUGCACACCAGAAGACCCGGGAAGUACAAGAUAUAUGUCUACUUCAAUGGUGCAACCGUAAAAGGAAGUCCGUUUCCGUUAAGAGUUGGCUCCAAAGAAGAAGUAAAACGGCACAGAAACACGCCUACUAAGUUGGUAAACGGACACAACUCUUCGUCUGCAUAUAACUCGUCCUCUUCCACCAACGAAUACCACAAAAGCAGUAGUCUCCUCAGACCCAUUUCGCCAUUACAAUCGCCAAAGUUCACUUCUUCGCCUAUCAACCACCACAGUAGCACGUUUAAGUCGACAAAUUUUUCGGAAUCGGGGUUUCGAAGCCUGUCUUCGCCAUUACACUUGAACAUUCCUAACUCUCUGUCACCAAGUCAUAGUUAUGUAUCUCCAGUCAAAAGUGCAUUGUCGCCGUCGAGUUUAAAAAACGAAGUGGUUUUCGGCGAUAACCUACAGUUGAUGCCAGUUCAUAGAACUUCUACGAUUUACAUAAAUACCGACGAAUCACUUGCCAACAUCAACGUUACAGUUACUGGUCCAAUGAGCAAAACUAUUCCAGUCAGGAUGUCAAGAAAUAUCGCUCAAGGUCAUGUUUUGGUGCAAUUUACAGCCGAACAAAUUGGAGAACAUUCCAUAGAUGUUAAAAUCGAUGGAGCUAAAGUCUCCGGAUCACCAUUUAGGAGUCAUGCAUAUGAUGUGUACGCUAUUAAAGUUGGCCACAUACCUAACGGAGUUGUGGGUGAACCAGUAGAAUUUGAAAUCGAUGGAUCUGGCGCUGGAUCAGGGAACUUGGAGAUAUUAGUAAAUGGUGGACACGUUACUAGUUUUGUGAGAAAUUUGGGCAACCAGAAAUUUCUAGCAUCGUUCGUACCACACAAAGCACUUGUUCAUUUAGUGGAUAUGAAAUUUAACAACGAACAAGUACCAGGGAGUCCCUGGGAAGUUAUAAUCAUGAGUGGUGGAGGAUUUAGUCCAAAAUUAAGUGUCAUCGGUGAUGCUGUGAAGUUGAUACCUGUUGAUUCAGUUGCAAUAUUUCAAAUAAGUGCUAUUGGGUAUCAUCGGGAAGACGUUCAAGUUAAUGUACUAAGCCCGACCAAGCGCAAUGUACAAGCAAAAAUUAUUAAUGAAGGUGGAAAUGGCAUAUUUAGGAUUGAAUUUCUUGUCAUUGAAGUUGGAACCCAUUUGGUGGACGUUAGCGUUGCCGGUCAUAAACUUGGUACUGGUACUUUAUUAGCCAAAGGAUAUAAUUCGGCGUUAAUAAGAGUAACAGAUGUGACUGACGCCGUAGUCGGUCAACCUUGCCAAUUCAGAGUUGAUGCUAGUGAUGCUGGCGAAGGUCAGUUAGAGAUAUCAAUUAAUGAAGGCGAAGUACCAAAUCAUGUAACUGUUGUUGGAGGCGGAAGAUGCUUAGUAUCUUUUACGCCUGAACAUGUGAAACCUCAUAUGAUUGACAUAAAAUUUAAUAGCGAAACUGUGAUAGGAUGCCCUUUUGUGUGUUCUGUAUCUGACACUAGUCGCGUGUCAGUUAAUUUAUCCCGCUUGGAGUUGAUACCUGUUAAUCAGGUAGCAAAAUUUCACAUGAUGGUUGAUAAUUCAGCUUCUGCCGAAUUAUCGGUUUCUGUAACGGGACCGUCUACUGAACUGCCUGUCAAAGUUACCGGCAACGUUAAUAUAGGUUUCACUGCAGAGUUUACACCACAACAAGUUGGUGCUCAUUCAAUAUCUGUUGAAUAUAAUGGUCAUCCUGUUAAUGGCACGCCUUAUGUAGCUAAGGCCUAUGAUGCUAGCAAAGUUUUAGUUGGAAACGUGCCGAAAGGUCAUGUUGGAAAUUCGUACCAAUUUACAGUUGAUGCUAGCGAGGCCGGUGAAGGUAAUUUAGAAAUCACUAUUUCCGCCAGAGGAGCAAAUAUUCCCACGCAAGUUCAUCCACAAGGCAACGCUAAGUUUGCCGUUAGUUUUCUGCCACUCCAACCUACCGAUCAUGUUAUUACUAUUCAUUUCAACAAGGAAUCGGUUCCAGGGUCUCCAUUUAUUGCUCAUGUUGAGGGAGAUUUACCAUUAGUUAGUGGUUCAUCUCUUACUUGUGCACCUGUUUCAAGUACAUCCCAUUUCACAAUGAGCAAUGUAUCUGGAUCAUUGGACGAUAUUGAAGUCAACGUUGAGGGUCCCAACGGCUCAGCCGUUCCUGCCCAAGUAAAAGAAUCUGGUACGCAGUCGUACAAAAUCGAAUUCUGUCCGAAAAUUGUUGGUGAACACAAGAUCGCUGUAAGUUAUCUUCGAACUCCGGUGGCUGGAUCGCCAUUUAGUUGCAAAGUGUACGAUAUUAAUGCAAUCAAGGUCAAGUCUGUUCCAAAAGGCACGAUUGGUCAGCAAGUGACAUUUAUCGUUGAGACAAGCCAAGCAGGUCCGGGCAAUCUAGAAGUAACAGUCAAUGGUGGCCGUGUGCCAACUUCUGCUCAAGCCCAAGGACCCCAUACGUAUGCAAUAUCGUUUACACCCCGCCAACCUACAAUUCAUACUGUUCAUUUACGUUUUAAUAACCACGAUGUACCAGGUUCGCCGUUUACAUGUUCAGUCACUGAAGCCGCCAGAGUUGUAGUCUGGUCUGCAACAGAAGAUAAAGUAUCUGUUGGUAAAAUCGCAUCCUUUGCUGUUCAGUGUGAAAGUAGUCCUCAAGUUCAGGUCUUGGCACCACUUAGGCAUUCAUUACCUGUGACUGUUAUACCGGCUUCUCAGCCUUCUACACACAACGUUCAAUUCACACCUAUUGAUGUUGGCGAUCAUAGUGUUGAAGUCAAAGUGGAUGGUAUUCAUGUUGAAGGGAGUCCGUUUUUAGUCAAAGCAUACGAUGCAUCAAAAGUUCAGGUCACUGAUAUUAACACUGGGUUUGUUGGCAAGCCUGUAAACUUCAAUAUCAACGCUAGUGAAGCUGGUGCUGGAAAUUUAGAAAUAAUAGUGUCUGUUAAUGGAGUAAAUGUUCCAAACUAUGUUCAGUCAGAAGGAAAUGCAAAAUUCCGUGUUAAUUUCAAACCACGUGAGCCUGCCCCUCAUAGUUUGAGUGUGCGUUUCAAUGGAGAACCUAUACCUGGGUCUCCGUUGACGUGUCGUGUAUUGGACAUUGAUCAAGUGGCUGUUACUGGUACAGGUGUUAAGUAUUGUGCGGUAAAGAAAACAGCAGAUAUUAAAAUUGAAAGUCCUGACAUAUCAAAUGACACUAAUUUUAAAAUCAAUGUUUUUUCACCGACUGGACAAGUAAUUGAUGUUAAGACAACUAUAAUGGCAAAUGCUAUCGGGGCAUAUUUUACACCAAAUGAAAUCGGAAGACACAUUGUAGAAAUUUUUAUCGAAGGUCAGAUGGUAGAUGGCAGCCCAUUUUCUUGUAAUGUUUAUAAUAUUAAUCACAUCAAAGUAACUGGACUUGGAACUGCAAAAGCCGGAAAACCAGUCACGUUUAGUGUGGACGCGACAGAAGCUGGAGAAGGAACCUUAGAACUAGUGGUCAGUAGUCAACGAGGUACAGUUAAAGCUGAAGUAGUUGCUUGCUCAAGAGGUUUAUACGAUGUAACAUUUGUUCCUCACAACCCGAUACCACAUUUUGUUAACAUAACUUUCAAUGAUGAAAUUGUACCUGGAAGCCCAUACAGUUGUGAAGUUCUUGAUUUGAAUGGAGUACGGAAAGGAGCAACUGGAUCGUCAAUUACCGCGUAUGGUGAAGGCUUACAACGUGUGAAGCUGGGAUAUCCAGCUCGCUUCGAUAUAAAUCCUCACAUUGCUGACCACGGUUCUAUUACUGUAAAUGUUAAAGGUCCUGAAAAUAAAACUGUACCUGUUAAUUUACAUAAACAUGACAGUGGUUUGUACCGUGUAUCAUAUCGACCGACUGCAGUUGGCUUACACAUGGUUACUAUACUUCAUCGAAAUCAACCCAUUUCCAAGCAUCCUUGGAAGGUACAAGUGAUAGAGCCUGAGUUAGUAGCAGUCAGUGGACUAAAUGAAUCUAUAUGUAAUAAACCUGCAUCCUUCAAAGUGGAUACGAGAAAUGCAGGUAAAGGAGAGUUAUCGGUUGUAAUCAAAGCAGCUGGUCGUGAUGUUAAGCUUAAAACUACAGAUGUAGAAUCUAAUGGCAUUCAUCAAGUCGCGUAUCAACCAGUUAUUCCUGUACCUCAUUACGUGCACGUAAAGUACAAUAAUUACGAUGUGCACGGGUCACCAUUUAUGGUGAAUGUGCGUGAACAAAUUCCAUCUACUUCGGCAGAACUACGAGCUAUUGGUCAUGGUCUGUAUCAAAGUGUUGUCAAUAAAAUGUCGUCUUUCAUAAUUGAUAGUACUGGUAAAUCCAGCCAUGAAUUUGAUGUGGUCAUUACUGGACCGCAGCAUACAGCUGUUCCAGCACAAUGUUAUCAACAUAAAAAUGGUAUGAAUUUGAUUGUUGAGUUCACGCCUACUAAAGUUGGUCAACACAAUAUUGAAGUGACACAUUUUGGUAAACACCUUAAAGGCUCGCCGUUUAGUUGCUAUGUCUAUAAUGCGGGCAGUGUUAAAAUUAUCGAUUUACCAGAAAAGAAUAGUGCAGUUGUACACAGGCCUGUAUCGUUUAAGUUGUUGCGCAAAAAUGCUGGUUUGGCCGAUUUCACAGUAACUUGUCUUGGACCAGAUAAUGAAGAUGUUCCAGUCGAUUUUAAAAAUGACGGUGAAGAUAUCGAUGGUGUUCAGAUUAUCCCUACUGUACCAGGAGAUUAUAUUUUUAACAUUCUCUACGGCAAAGAACAUAUAACAGAGUCGCCGUUAAAAGUUAAUGUGGCAGAUCCGGGGGUACCUCGAGUUUGGGGAUCGGGACGGACUAAAGCCUUGAAAGAUGUUACUGCACGAUUUUUCAUUGCCUCUUUGGGUACAUCGUAUCACACAACUCCAAUCGUUACCGUCCGGAGUGGCAAUGAUAUAGUGCCUGUAACAGUUAUUCAGUCGUCAAGUGGACAAGAAGGAGAAUAUGAAGUUUCUUUCACUCCAUACAAUGUUGGUGUUUGUGAAAUCAGUAUUGUGUGGAAUGGAAGACACGUAGGAGACUCUCCUUGUAGAUGUACGGUCAUAGACAUUAAUAAAAUAAUAACCGUCGGAGAACCAAAUUUAAAUGAACGUCUUAUUCUUGGAGUAAAUGCUCCUACAACAUUAACAUUUGAUACAUCAGCCGCUGGACCAGGUGAAUUAGAAGGUCGCUUGGAAAGUCAAGGAGGAAUGAAGAUUCCAAUAAUUAUAGACAGCUCUGGAAAUACUGCCAAGUGCGUUUUAACGCCACACACUUCAGGGCCUCAUGUUUUGCACUUAAGCUAUGAGGGUUUUCCAUUGCCAAAUUCGCCAUAUCCUGUUUUAGUCGAAAGCGGAGCUGCUGGUGUGCGAGUAGUACUCUCUGGAAGUGGACUGACCUCAGCUACUUGUGGCCAACCAGCAGAGUUUACAAUUGAUGGUUCCCAAGCUGGACCAGGGAAUCCGGUGGUUACUUUGGCAGGCUCUAGAAAUGAAAUUCCAGUUAAUGUUGUAAAAGCCGGAGAAAACUUGUAUCACGCCACUUAUUCGCCUGUAAGCCCCGGAGCUUAUUUAUUAAAUGUCCUUUGGGGUCAUAGGCAAGUUAAAGGUUGUCCGAUGAAAAUCAAUGUGACCGGUGUUUGUGAUGCUAGUAAAGUUCUGUGCACUGGAGACGGUCUCGGUAUUGGUACAGUGGGGAAAGAUAUUAGAAGUUUUAUUGAUACAAGAAGAGCUGGGCCAGGAGAGUUAAGCGCACAUUGCAUAGGACCGCAUAAAGUCGCUUAUUGUGAAUUGUAUGACCACGGCGAUGGGACAUUUACACUAAACGUGAAACCGCAAGAGUCUGGCAGACAUACUCUUACUGUCAAGUACGCUGGUGAGGAUGUCCCCGGAAGUCCGUUCACGGUCAGAGUUAGUGGCGCGCCGGAUGCGAGCAAAGUGCGUGUUUACGGUCCGGGAAUUGAACACGGCGUUCUUGCUAUUUUUCAAAGUAGAUUCAUAUGUGAUACACGUGGAGCUGGCGCUGGUCAGCUAACAGUCAGGGUCAGAGGGCCCAAAGGUGCGUUCCGAGUUGAAAUGCAGCGUGAAAACCAAAAAGACCGAACAAUACUCUGUAAGUUUGAUCCAACUGAGCCAGGUGAUUACAGAGUCGAAGUGAAAUGGGCAGGAGAACAUGUGCCUGGAUCUCCUUUUAUGGUGAUGAUAUUUGACACUCAAGAAGAACUCAACCGAUAUCUACAGGGCAAUCAUUCUCCGGUCGGAUCAGACUUAUAUAGUAGCGUUAAUUACUCGUCAAGUUAUGCUCACAUCACACCCUAAUCAUGGUUACUAGAUGAAUAAUAUAUUAUUAUAAAUGUUUUUUUUUUUUUAUGUUAAAAAUGUUUUUUUCAAACAAACAGUAUUGUUUUUAAACGGGACUAAUGAAAAUGAAUCCGUCCAAUCGAAUUAUUAUUAUUUAUUUAAUAUUUUAAUGUAUAAUUUUUUUUUAUAUGAAUAUUAACUUAUUUGAUUAAUCAAAAUGUAUUACCAUUUUCUUGUUAUGUGCC
Molecule: messenger RNA, 8372 nt
Organism: Adelges cooleyi (spruce gall adelgid)
Lineage: Eukaryota; Metazoa; Arthropoda; Insecta; Hemiptera; Adelgidae
Gene: jbug
Product: filamin-C
Exons: 44
Coding region: 16-8145 (2709 amino acids)
Biological process (GO): actin cytoskeleton organization
Molecular function (GO): actin filament binding
Source: RefSeq, a predicted model, not a curated record